AUGUUCAAUCGAUUCUGUUUUUAUAUAUUACCUCAAAUUCAACACAAUAUCCAAUGUCUUACUCUUGAUCCUUGGUCAAUGACUAGUGUUCUUUCUAUUGGAAAUUAUCCUAAACUUCAUAAACUUACUCUUAUUAAUCUCAAAGUUGAAAUGGCUAAUAGUAUUUUCUGUACCAAUUCAUCAUUUGUUUCCAUAUUUCAACAUCAGAUUUCAAAUCUUGUUAUAAUGAUUAAUGGUACUAGUGGAUAUCAAUAUAGAUGGUGUCUAUGCUCAUGUAUUUUUGCCCAAAUUUAUAUGAAGUUUACAAAUCUAACUCAUUUCCAGUUUGAUUUAAUAAACAAUUGUAUAUAUGCACUAGAACUUGCUGGUUUACCGUCUGUAUGUUAUUCAUCAAGUAUUGUUCAUUUAAAUCUUAAGGUGAAGACGUUUAAUGAUUGUCUUUGGUUACUCAAUGGCCAUCUUAGUCAAUUACAUACAUUAGUUGUUCAUGUUGAACACAUUCAUAAUACAUCAGAGAUUAUCAACAAUAAGAAAACUGUGUCGAAUCUGAAAUGUUUUUCGUUGACAUCAUUUUCUAUAACAUUGGAAUAUGAUAAUCAAAUUAUUCCACUCUUUCAUCACAUGUCACAAUUAGAAAAAUUAACAUUAUCUCUUUAUGUUCAUGGUCGAACUUCAUUUAUUGAUGGUACUCAUCUGAAUAAUUAUAUCAUUAGUAAAAUGCCCUAUCUACAUAGAUUUAAUUUUGAUAUUGUCACCGAAAUUGUCAUAAUCAAAAAUGAAUAUUUGCCAACAUCUGAUGAUGUUCGACGUCCACUUAUCGAAAAAGGAUAUAAUGUUGAUUGCUAUGUUGACUAUCUUGGAACUGAAAGAGGUCGAUGUCAUAUUUACUCGGUUUCCUCUACUAUGGAACGUAUGCAUGUAAUUACUAACAAAUUUCCUGACGGUAUAUUUAUGAAUGUUCGUAUGGUAUAUGUGAGUGAUUCGGUGCAUUCAAUUGAAUAUGAUUUCUUCGUUCGAAUUUCACAAGCAUUUCCAUUACUUGAAGAUUUAACUGUGUUAAGUACUGUUAACCAACAGAAAUCGACAAAUGAACUAGAUGAACAUGAACAAACGUUUUCAAUUAUUGAAUAUUCUCAUCUGAUGACACUCGAUCUAAUUUCGUCUCAUAUCGACUAUGCGAAACAAUUUCUUCUUAAGACAAGUUUACCACGUCUUAGUACACUAGGAAAAGCAUGUAUUUUACAUCAAUUUAUUAAAAAUAAAUUUAAAACAAAUGUAACACAUACAAUUGGAGCUGAAUUUGGUUCAAAAAUAAUAAAUAUAAAUAAAAAAAAUAUGAAAUUACAAAUCUGGGAUACUGCUGGACAAGAAAGAUUUCGAUCAGUAACAGAUAGUUAUUAUCGUGGUGCAUCUGCUGCUUUAUUAGUUUAUGAUAUAACAAAGUAUUGUGUCAUUGAAUAUUUAUUCAAAUGUUGA
Messenger RNA from Rotaria sp. Silwood2, 1476 nucleotides. NCBI's taxonomy places the organism in Eukaryota, Metazoa, Rotifera, Eurotatoria, Philodinida, Philodinidae. The record is from the annotation of a GenBank genome assembly.